AUGCUGGACAUGAGCGAGGCCCGCGCCCAGCCGCCCUGCAGCCCGUCCGGCACCGCCAGCUCCAUGUCGCACGUGGAGGACUCGGACUCGGACGCGCCGCCGUCGCCUGCCGGCUCCGAGGGCCUGGGCCGCGCUGCGGGCGCGGGGGGCGGCGUCCGGGGCGACGCGGCCGAGGCGGCGGACGAGCGCUUCCCGGCCUGCAUCCGCGACGCCGUGUCGCAGGUGCUCAAGGGUUACGACUGGAGCCUGGUGCCCAUGCCGGUGCGCGGGGGCGGCGGCGGCGCGCUCAAGGCCAAGCCUCACGUGAAGCGGCCCAUGAACGCCUUCAUGGUGUGGGCACAGGCGGCGCGUCGCAAGCUGGCGGACCAGUACCCGCACCUGCACAACGCCGAGCUCAGCAAGACGCUGGGCAAGCUGUGGCGCUUGCUGAGCGAGAGUGAGAAGCGCCCCUUCGUGGAGGAGGCAGAGCGGCUGCGGGUCCAACACAAGAAGGACCACCCGGAUUACAAGUACCAGCCACGCCGCAGGAAGAGCGUGAAGACGGGCCAAGGAGACUCCGACUCCGGACCCGAGCUGGGCCCCCACCCCGGCAGCGGCGUGUACAAGGCCGAUGCCGGCCUGGGUGACCCACACCACCACAGCGACCACACAGGGCAGACCCAUGGGCCACCCACCCCACCCACCACCCCCAAGACGGACCUGCACCACGGGGGCAAGCCCGAGCUGAAGCUGGAAGGCCGCCGCCUGGCGGACAGCGGGCGUCAGAACAUCGACUUCAGCAACGUGGACAUCUCGGAGCUGAGCAGCGAGGUCAUCGGCAACAUGGACACCUUCGACGUGCAUGAGUUCGACCAGUACCUGCCCCUCAACGGCCACUCGGCCUUGCCCGCGGAGCCAGGCCAGCCCGCCGCCACCUCCUACGGGGCUGCCUCCUACUCACACUCGGGCGCGGCAGGCAUCGGGGCGUCCCCCGUGUGGGCCCACAAGGGAGCCCCUUCGGCCUCCGCGUCGCCCACUGAGGCAGGUCCCCCACGGCCGCACAUCAAGACGGAGCAGCUGAGCCCCGGCCACUACGGAGACCAGUCGCACGGCUCCCCGGGCCGCGCUGACUACGGCUCCUACAGCGGCCAGGCCAGUGUCACCACGGCCGCCCCCGCCGCGGCCGCCAGCUCCUUCACCAGCUCGCAGGGCGACUACACCGACCUGCAGGCCCCCAGCUACUAUGGCCCGUACCCCGGCUGCCCGUCCAGCCUCUACCAGUGCCCCUACUUCCACCCUUCUCGUCGGCCCUACGCCUCACCCCUGCUCAGCGGCCUCUCUGUGCCGCCUGCCCACAGCCCACCCGGCAACUGGGACCAGCCCGUGUACACGACCCUGACCAGACCCUGAGGGCGCCGUGGCCCCGGGGAGGGGACUGGUGUCGGUGCGGGACAGCCUGGAUCUCGGCAAGGACGGAUGGAGCCUCCGGUCUCGCGGAGGGGUGCGCUAGCGAGGGAGGGCUGGGGGCGGACCGGCAGGCGCAGGCUGAAGUGUGCCGGGAAGCCUCGCUUUGUAAUCCACGCGCUGCACGGGGCUUCCAGAUCUCCACGCUCCCUGCGGCCGGCCGACAGAGCCCCUUUCCCGCGCUCUCUUCACCAUGCCUGGCGACUCUGGAACCAAGGACCGCCACCGGGCCCUCUUCCCUGCUGGCACCAGCGCCUCGGUUUUGCCUCUCGGUGGACGGAGCAGCCACAGCACAAAACAGAAAGGAGGGAAGAGGCAUGGGGUCUCUGGCCUCCAGUGCUCCAGGGUCCCCGCCAGCCUCACGAGCAUGGAGACCUCCAGGGGACCCCACUGCAGGAACCCCUCUGGGGACCGGCGCGUCAGCUCUGAGGUGCUGCCUGCCAUCAAGGCUCUUCCUGGCAAGGUUUGGCUGCGACUAACACUUCUCUCUUUUUAUUUUAUUUUUUUUUUAUUUUUAUUUUGGAAGCUUAAACACAUUCGAUUUGUUUGGGAAGCUGUUGAAGUGUAUUUAUGUUCUGUAUUACUUUAUCUUUA
This is a messenger RNA of Enhydra lutris kenyoni (northern sea otter), 2037 nucleotides long. It is a transcript of the gene SOX8, whose product is annotated as SRY-box 8. Lineage: Eukaryota; Metazoa; Chordata; Mammalia; Carnivora; Mustelidae. The record is from RefSeq and is a predicted model, not a curated record. Gene Ontology annotation, cellular component: nucleus. Gene Ontology annotation, biological process: peripheral nervous system development; morphogenesis of an epithelium; enteric nervous system development. The transcript has 3 exons. Gene Ontology annotation, molecular function: DNA-binding transcription factor activity, RNA polymerase II-specific; RNA polymerase II cis-regulatory region sequence-specific DNA binding. The coding region runs from base 1 to 1389 and encodes 462 amino acids.